AUGAGUGGGAGAAGCGGUUACAGUAACGGCAACGGCUACGGGUACCCCGACACCGGCCGGUACGAAGAUGGCCGAUACGGUAGCAGCGACAGCCUCGGAGUAAAUGGGUACGGCGGUCGAGGAGGAGGCAGCAGUGGCUCGAAUGGAGGAAGCCGGGAUCGCCGACCUGGCGGAUACGGUGGAUUUUAUGCUGAAUCGAGCCAGUCGCCGUCUAUCUCACCGGGCCAGUCGCCGGAGCGGAGGCGUGAUAUGUCGGACCGGGAGAGGCAGCAGCCGUCUUCUCAAUCGACGUCAAGGUCCCGGGCAAGGGAAGGUGGUUCCGAUAGAAGAUACCAAAGUGCGAGGGAGGAUCGAUCGACUGAGGACGCUCGUUAUGCGGAUAAUCGCAAUCAUGACAGGCUUGUUCCUGAAGUGGGUUCUGCUGUCAUCAACACUGGUGAAAAACAAUCUGUUGAAGAGGUGCUGCAGGCGAUUCAACGCGAUUGGGAUUUCAUGACGGAUGCCGAAUGCAUUCCAGUCAAUGUCGCUCUGAGCUUGAUGGACACGAGUACAUUGGGUAAAGCAGAUAGGGAGCCAGAAUUUCUGCAAAUGCAUGCUCAGAUUCAGCGGACGCUGAAGUCAAUUGUGAACGAACAUCACCAGGGAUUCAACAGUUCUAUUGGUACAUACCACAAGAUUCAAUCUAACAUCUCCAGCUCUCAGAGCCGAGUCCGUAAUCUCAGAAACUCCCUGGAGGAGGCAAAGUCUGGGUUGCUGUCAACAAAACCCGAGCUGAAAGGGUUAGCAACAUCUUCUCAGAACUAUGAUGACAUUCUUCAAUUGUUUGCCCAAAUUGAAGAGAUUCAAUCUCUCCCAGAGAAACUUGAGUCUCGAAUCUCAGACAAGCGAUUCCUUGCGGCUGUCGAAGUACUACACACUGGGCAGCGAUUGCUGCGGCGGUCUGAGCUUGAGGAUAUCGGUGCUUUGUCCGAUAUCCGUGCCUACUUUACCAACCAAGAGAUGUCCCUUACGGACAUCCUGAUUGAGGAGUUACAUGAUCAUUUAUACCUCAAGUCUCCUUACUGUUCAGAUCGAUGGAGGGCACCCGCUACUGAUGGAGAAGCGAACCCAACGAACUGGACAAGCAACCGGUCUUGGGAGCGUCCCGUUUACAGCUUCCUAUCCAAAUUUGAUGCUUCGACGCCAAUAGUUGAAGAUGCAUCUCGAAACCCGGAAGCUGAUACUUUUUCUUAUAUCCAGCUAUUAAUCGAGGCUCUGAGUAAGAUGGGCCACCUUGACACUGCUAUUGAUCGGAUUGAGCAACGCUUACCGGUGGAGUUGUUCACUGUGGUUGAUAAAACAAAUGUGGAAGUUGAUGCGCGGUAUCCUACCCCGAACCGCAGCUAUUCUUCACACGACAACCAGCUCAAGUCUAAUUUGCCUACGGAGAACAUUGAGCAACGCGGCCAUGUGCUUUCUGAGUUCCUAUGGACCCUCUAUGCGAAGUUUGAGUCAAUCGCAGAAGGCCACCGAGUCGUGCAUGAUGUGGUCUCGGCCAUUAUUGGGCGAGACGGCCCUGCUAAAAGCGACACGCUUGGCGCCGGGUUCAAGGAACUGUGGAAGCUUUUGCAGAGCGAAAUUCGGUCCUUAUUGCAUGACUACCUCGCGACCGAUGGUGAGGCAUCAUUUAGGUCUCGAGGGGAGGAGGCAGAUGCUCGACGGAAUUUUAAUUUGGGCAAUCGGGAUAAGAACAAGAAAAUGUUCAAGCUAUCCGACAUUGACCAGAAUUCGGAGAUGAAAGCCGAGCAAGAUGAGCUGGACGAGAUCCUCAAAUCAUCAGUACCCGGUCUGGUGUCUAAGUCUAGACAAAAAGAAGCAGCUGCCGAUGCCACACAAUCCAAGCAAGGCAAUUCGGGUACUGGUCAUAAGCUUCUUCUUGAGCCAAGCGUUUUCAACAUGAGACUUCUCCUCCCACCAUCGCUAUCCUUCAUUCAGCGCCUCAAAGACAUUGUCCCAAUCGAUUCUGAUAUUUCCAUGUCCACAUUGACUUCCUUCUUGGACGAUUUCAUGGUCAACGUGUUCCUUCCUCAAUUGGACGAGACUGUGACAGAUCUGUGCACGCUGAGCUUCAUUGCUGCUGAUGCAUUUACCGAAGAUCCCCAAUGGACCAAGGUUUCGCCUCGACCGAUAUUCAAAGGAACGGUCAAGUUCAUGACCAUUGUGCGCGAAUUUAGCAAAAUGCUAUCAAGUAUCCCGCACGAUCAGGCUUUCACACAGCUUCUUAUCGACCAGAUCGUCACGUACUAUGAUAAGUGCUGUGGCUGGUAUAAGGCAAUGGUUACGAAGGUUUCCGCCCGCAACCACGGAGGCGAAGUACGGCUGAAGGCCGCCGCAGCAUUUGCUGAAGCUGGUGAUAUUCAUGAUGUAGUGGAUGAGCUAUGGCGAGCACCCGGCGCCAAGAAGAAGACUCUCAUCGACACUGAAAUUGACCUCCUUCUGAAGAGGACGGACAGUUCGCCUUUGGAGCCCUACGAUAUUAUAUCGGACCCGAAGACAGUCGUUGCUCUUUCACUCCUAUACAACAGCAUGCAAUGGCUGGGAAGUCACCUUGUCAAGAUUCGACUGGUCGUCGAUACGUCUGAGGAGGUCAGCACAUCAAAAGUGACCGCAAAUGGCCGACCGUCCCGCAGAUGGACCCUAUUCGGGGCCAUGAAGCCCAAGCGAGACAGCAUCAGCCAACCAGUACACCUUCCCCUUAACCACGAGACAGCCACAGCCUUCGACGAAACUGUACAAUCUCUCCACCGGCUCGGAUCAUAUGCUCUCCUAACUCUCCACAUCGACAUCCGCUGCGGCAUUAUCCAUAUGCUGACACGGACAAUGUCCGGUCCCAAUCCCCCGACUGUCCGAAACUCAGAGCCCGUAACACCCUCUCCGAGCGUAACAGAGAACUGGUGGCAUAUCAUCCUGAACCAGCCCACAGCCGCAUCCCCGACAAUCCUCCAAUUGAACGGUGAUCUUAUCGCAUUCGACACCAAUAUCUCCACAUACCUUGGCCCCGCCGAGCGAUGGUUCAUCACAUCCGGCUUGGCCCGAGUUAUCGACCGUGUAUUCGUCGCCUGUACACGCUACAUCGGCGCAAUGAACGAGAAUGGCGCUUUACGGUUGCAACUCGAUGUGCUCGUUCUCCAGCAAAAUCUCAAGAACAUCAUCAUCGACCCGACCGCCGACCCAGCCACCGAACAAGAAGUCGUCGCUCUACCUCGCAGCGCCAAGUUCCUAGAUUGGUUCUUGGAAGGUGCUGAGAAAGCGUUGGACUACGCGAAUGAGGAGAAGGGUGCAUUCGCGGCGCAGGGUGAUAAAGCUCUCGCUGCUGGAAAUGGUGAACCGUUUACGUACGAGGAGCUUCGCGUUCUGGUUGACCUGUGCUUUUCGGAGAUUUUACGCGGUCCACGUGGUGCGGAGAAUCGGGAGGACUUCAUGUCGGCGAAGAAGGCUAGUGCGGAUGCUUUGCUGCGUCUUAAUGAGGUGAUGUGGGAUGCGCGGUGA
Molecule: messenger RNA, 3528 nt
Organism: Penicillium pulvis
Lineage: Eukaryota; Fungi; Ascomycota; Eurotiomycetes; Eurotiales; Aspergillaceae
Product: exocyst subunit SEC8
Exons: 9
Coding region: 1-3528 (1175 amino acids)
Biological process (GO): Golgi to plasma membrane transport; exocytosis
Cellular component (GO): exocyst
Source: RefSeq, a predicted model, not a curated record